GCAGAGGAGAAGGCAGAAUGUGUGCCAGGGCAGCCUGGGCGGCUGUGCCAGCCUUUGCAGCCUAAAGCAGCGCGGCCCAGCUCGAUGUGUGUGCCUGCAGGAGUGAGAGAGCAGGAGCCGUGGCAUGCUCAGGAGAGCGGGACCGUCCCUGCGCCACUUCUUGCUGCAGAGGAACAGCAGUGCUGGACAUAGCUCGUGCUCCAGAGAGGCAAAAAUGUCAAGGCCAGUGCAAGCUCGGAGGCUGGAGGGAGUAGAUAAAAAUAUCUGGGUGGAGUUUGUAAAACUGGCUGCUACCUACUCCAAGGUGAACCUGGGCCAGGGCUUCCCUGACUUCCCUGCACCAGACUUUCUGAGAGAGGCACUGAUGAGAGCCCUCAGCGGGGGGAACCACAUGCUGCACCAGUACACCCGUGCCUUUGGCCACCCACCUCUGGUGAAGGUCCUGGCCCAGUUUUUCGAGAAGCUGCUUGGACGAGACCUGGAUCCUAUGACCAAUGUGAUGGUGACUGUGGGGGCAUACCAGGCCCUGUUCUGCUGCUUCCAGGCUUUAGUGGAUGAAGGUGAUGAGGUGAUAAUCAUUGAACCUUUCUUUGACUGCUAUGAGCCAAUGGUGAAAAUGGCUGGUGGGACACCUGUGUUUGUGCCUCUGAGACCGAAUCCUCCAAAAGAUGGAAAAUUAAUGUCUAGUGCAGACUGGCAGCUGGACCCAGCUGAACUGGCUUCUAAAUUCAGUGAACGGACAAAAGCCAUCGUCCUGAACUCACCCAACAACCCUCUGGGCAAGGUGUUCAGCCGCGGGGAGCUGGGGCUGAUUGCAGAGCUGUGUGUGAAGCACGACGUGCUGUGCAUCAGCGACGAGGUGUACGAGUGGCUGGUCUACGACGGGAAGCAGCACAUCCGCAUCGCCAGCCUGCAGGGGAUGUGGGAGCGCACGGUGAUCAUCGGGAGCGCUGGGAAGACCUUCAGUGCCACAGGAUGGAAGGUGGGCUGGGUUGUGGGCCCUGACAGGCUGCUGCAGCACCUCCGUACUGUGCACCAGAACUCCGUGUACCACUGUGCCACCAUUGCCCAGGAGGCCGUGGCUCAGGGUUUCCAGAGGGAGCUCAUGCUCUAUGGAAAACCAGAGAGCUACUUUGUCCAGCUGCCCAAGGAGCUGCAGCAGAAGAGAGACUGGCUGGUUCAGAGCCUGGAUGGGGUGGGGAUGAAACCCAUCAUCCCAGAGGGCACCUACUUCCUGGUGGCAGACAUCUCCCCGUUCAAAUCUGAUGUCCCCGAUGUCCCCAACUCAGAUGAGCCCUACGACUCCAGAUUUGCAAAGUGGAUGGUCAAGAACAAGGGCCUUGCUGCCAUCCCGCUCUCCGCUUUCUACAGCGAGGCCCACAAGAACAACUACACCAAUUUCAUCCGGUUCUGCUUUGCAAAGGAGGAAGCUACACUGAAGGCAGCAAGUGACAUAUUGCAAAAAUGGAAACAGGAGAAAACCAGCUCAGCCUGGCAGCGCGGGGGCGCGGCCGGCAGCGCGGGGAAGAUGGCGGACACGGAGAGCGGCGUGGGGAAGCGGCCCAGAGGCGCGCAGGUUGAGGACAGGAAGGUGGACUGGCGGCGCUGGAAGCAGGAGAGGAAAGCAGAGACGAAGAAAUGGAAGGAGAUUAAGCUGCUGAAGAAACUGGACAAACAGCGGAUGCGAGAGCUGGCAGAACAAGAAGCCCAGACGCAGGAGGAGCAGAAGGAAGACAGAGGCCGGCCGCACACGCUGAGCGUGGCCCUGCCCGGCUCCAUCCUGAACAACGCGCAGUCACCGGCCCUGCGCUCCUACCUGGCCGGACAGAUCGCCCGCGCCUGCGCCAUCUUCUGCGUGGAUGAGAUCGUGGUGUUCGACGAGCACGGAGAGGAUGUCAAGAGUGUGGAGGGGGAUUUUGAAGGAAUUGGGAAGAAAGGCAAGGCUUGUGUGCAGCUGGCUCGGAUCCUGCAGUACUUGGAGUGCCCUCAGUACUUGAGGAAAUCCUUUUUUCCAAAACACGAGGACCUGCAGUUUGCAGGGCUGCUCAACCCCCUGGACAGCCCCCACCACAUGCGGAUGGACGAGGACUCGGAGUACCGGGAGGGCGUCGUGCUGGACCGGCCAACCAAGCCAGGCCGAGGCUCUUUUGUUAACUGUGGGAUGAGGAAGGAGGUGCAGAUUGACAAACAGCUGAACCCUGGUCUGCGAGUGACCGUGCGCCUGAAGGAGCCCCAGAAUCCAGAAGCCAAAGUGCGGAAAGGCACCGUGGUGUCCUCGCAGCACCCCCGGGCAGUCUCAGGCUUGUACUGGGGCUACAGCGUCCGCCUGGCCUCCUGCCUGAGUGCUGUCUUUUCCGAGUGCCCAUUCAAGGAAGGUUAUGAUCUCUCUAUUGGCACCUCAGAGCGGGGCAGCUCCGUGGACCAGGUCACUCUGCCCUCCUUCAGGCAUGCCCUUGUUGUAUUUGGAGGCCUUGAGGGCUUGGAAGCUGGGGUUGAUGUGGACCCAAACCUGGAGGUCACCGACCCAAGCAUCUUGUUUGACUUCUACCUGAACACGUGUCCCAGCCAAGGCAGCAGAACCAUCCGGACAGAGGAAGCGCUGCUGAUCUCUCUGUCUGCGCUGAGACCACACAUUGAGGAGGCUGUGAAGACACCCAAAGACACCUGAGGGAAGGGAAACCACUGACCUUGCCCUUGGGGAGGCAGCUCUUCAAAUGUGGGGUGCUGGGCAGGUCACUCCAGGAGCCUGGAGGGACCAAGGCACAGUGUGAGUGCAGCUGGCAGCGCUGCCCAGCUGUGGAGACCCAGGGUCAAAGAGAGACACUGCUCUGAAUGCAGUGGUCUCACCCAUAAGCGCUGGCAGACCCAUGUUAAUGCCACAGGUUAUAUUGGUAUCACCCAGUCCAACUGCUCUUUUUUCCUUAUAUGGACUCUCUCUAGAAUGUUCUCCCCUUCCUUGUCUCCUAUUGGUGCUGGUUUAUUGCAGUGCUCUGCCCCUGUAACCUCAUUGGUUCCCCAGUUGGCUGCCCCUCCUCCAUACACUUGUACUCAGUUCCCAUUGGCCCUUGACCCUCAGAUCCGCCCCUUUUCCCCCUUAUAAACCCUGUGUCCUGAGCCUUGUUUGGCCUCUGUCGCUGGACCCUCUACAUUGCAAUAAACUCUGUGUGGAGCUCCACACAAA
This is a messenger RNA of Agelaius phoeniceus (red-winged blackbird), 3181 nucleotides long. RefSeq names its product kynurenine aminotransferase 1 (gene KYAT1). Gene Ontology annotation, molecular function: L-kynurenine:2-oxoglutarate transaminase activity; pyridoxal phosphate binding. The record is from RefSeq and is a predicted model, not a curated record. Gene Ontology annotation, biological process: biosynthetic process. Gene Ontology annotation, cellular component: mitochondrion; cytoplasm. Lineage: Eukaryota; Metazoa; Chordata; Aves; Passeriformes; Icteridae.